CGGAAACAGGUGUUUAUAUUAGUUUUCCCAUUACGCUACUUUGCCACGCGGGGCGUUUCGAGAUCUCUCGCCCCGUCGGCCCCUCCUCCGCGGUAGUGCGAUUUCCUCGAAGAUACCCUCGCCAUCGACUUCGAACCAAUCCAGAUAUCACUGAUACUUCCUCGUUUUCGAUCAUUCUGUCUAAAACCCUAAUUUCCUGGAUCGAUCGAUCGAUCGCUCUUCUCUUUUUGAUACGUUGGGUACGUUUCUUGCCUAGUUCUUGCGAAAUUUGUUCAAUUACAGCUCAAAAUCGCUUCUUUUACUUCCUUUCCAGUUUUCUCGUUCGUUUGAUUCGACAGGAUCGAUCAAAGAGGCGAGUUGUUUAGAUUAUGUCCGCCAUGUUUAGUAGGAUUUUCGGGAAGCCCAAGGAGCAGACGAAUGCCUUGGCCACCCUCGACAAGUUAAACGAGACACUUGAAUUGCUAGAGAAAAGGGAGAAAGUUCUGCUGAAGAAGGUUGCUGCUGAGGUUGAAAGGGCUAAGGAGUUCACCAGAGCAAAGAAUAAAAGGGCUGCAAUACAAUGCUUGAAGAAAAAGAGGAUUUACGAGCAGCAGGUUGAGCAACUUGGGAAUUUCCAAUUGCGUAUCCAUGAUCAGAUGAUAAUGUUGGAAGGUGCAAAAGCUACAACAGAGACUGUUGAUGCAUUAAGAACUGGAGCAUCAGCUAUGAAGGCCAUGCAGAAAGCAACUAAUAUUGAUGAUGUUGACAAGACUAUGGAUGAAAUUAAUGAGCAGACGGAGAACAUGAAACAAAUUCAGGAAGCACUAUCUGCUCCUAUUGGAGCUGCAGCUGAUUUUGAUGAAGACGAAUUAGAGGCAGAACUUGAAGAGUUGGAGGGUGUGGAAUUGGAGGAACAGCUUCUUCAACCUGCCACAACUGCUCCUGCUGCUCCAAUGCCUGUCCCUGCUGCUAGGCAACAGCCUCGGCCUGCUCCACGGAAAAAUACAGCUGAAGAUGAUGAACUUGCAGCAUUACAGGCAGAAAUGGCGAUGUAGGCAGGUCUUUGAUGCUUGAAGUGAGACCAUGUAAAAAUGAUUGUGUACUCUGAUCGAGAUGACAAGAUUCUCCACCUCUAUAGUUUACGUCAUCCAGUGUGUAUACAUUUUCGCUAGGCAUUAUAAUGGUGGCUGAUAUAAAAGACGAUGCUGUCAACUUUGUUUGCCCUUUUUUGAUUUCUUUAAGGUGGAUCGUUCAUGUAAUCACACCAUUAUAAGGCUAACAGUCUAGCUCAUCGUUCUCUCAUGCGCAUAAAGAAUAAGUUAUGAUUCACAGGGUA
This is a messenger RNA of Elaeis guineensis (African oil palm), 1315 nucleotides long. RefSeq names its product vacuolar protein sorting-associated protein 32 homolog 2. NCBI's taxonomy places the organism in Eukaryota, Viridiplantae, Streptophyta, Magnoliopsida, Arecales, Arecaceae. Gene Ontology annotation, cellular component: cytoplasmic side of plasma membrane; multivesicular body; ESCRT III complex. Gene Ontology annotation, biological process: late endosome to vacuole transport via multivesicular body sorting pathway; vesicle budding from membrane. The record is from RefSeq and is a predicted model, not a curated record.